Mytilus trossulus (common blue mussel) is the source of this 966-nucleotide messenger RNA. RefSeq lists its product as uncharacterized. NCBI's taxonomy places the organism in Eukaryota, Metazoa, Mollusca, Bivalvia, Mytilida, Mytilidae. The coding region runs from base 229 to 966 and encodes 245 amino acids. The record is from RefSeq and is a predicted model, not a curated record. The transcript has 3 exons.
UUGAAUAAAAAAGAAAGUUGUUUUCCUACAUACUUAUUUUGGAUCGAUUAAGGAAGUAAAAGUCAGAUCAUUUUAGUGAUGAAUAUAUCAAGUGCAACGGAUGUACUUAUUUGAUCGUAGUAUGCUGACCUUAACAGAAAACAUUCAUAUAAACUUAGAUGAUAAUAUUACUAUAUACACAUUUCAGGUGUAAACAGUUAUUGCAAACACGUACUAAUUUUGUCCGAAAUGGAUGAAAAAGAGCAAGAAAAUUAUUUAAGAAAUUUAGUCGUUAUUGCUAAUUAUGGAAAAGAAGCAUUAGCUUGUCUCCUUAAACAAGAAUUUUCAAGCAAACACAUGUCUUUAGAACACUUUGUUAAUAGCAAUCAGCAUACGAUUUACCAUUUGUGUUUUAAUAAAAAGAAGUGUUGUCAGUGUGUACAUGAAUGGAGAGCAUUUGUUCCAACUAAUAGAGUUUUGAGUGAAAGCCAGCUUGGAAUUAUAUUGGACAGAAAUAGUUCGCGGUUACCAUGUCAUAACACACAAAACGUUUCGGAUUUCUGCUGUUGCAGAGCCCACUGUAAUCUUACAACAGAAAGAUUCGAUGUGACGCUACUGCGUUGUUUUCUCACAAAUUUUGGAACACUUUGGAAAGUAGCACCCGUUGAACAAGCUGUCAACACGAUUUUAUAUUAUCGCAAUUAUUAUGGACAUGCAAGUGAAACUCGAAUUUCCGAAGGACUAUUUCAACAGCAAAAGGCGGAAAUAGAAAAAGCCAUUUUAGACAUCUAUUCAUUUUGUAAACCCUCUGAUGUUUUAAGUAUGAAACAAAGGCUUACUGAUUCCUACUGCAGAUCGUUAGAUACAGUGUCCUGUAGCAAGUAUCUAAGUGGACAAUUAGAGGAAAUUCGCCAACAAAGCAGUGUAGAAAAGGAAAUACAGGAUAUCAAAGAUCACAUAGAACACUUUGGUGAGUUACACAUUUAA